This is a messenger RNA of Trichoderma atroviride IMI 206040, 1119 nucleotides long. RefSeq lists its product as uncharacterized. Gene Ontology annotation, biological process: endocytosis; signal transduction; peptidyl-serine phosphorylation. The record is from RefSeq and is a predicted model, not a curated record. Gene Ontology annotation, molecular function: protein serine/threonine kinase activity; ATP binding. Gene Ontology annotation, cellular component: nucleus; cytoplasm. NCBI's taxonomy places the organism in Eukaryota, Fungi, Ascomycota, Sordariomycetes, Hypocreales, Hypocreaceae.
AUGACGACCAUGGAUCUUCGCGUCGGUAAUAAAUACCGGAUUGGCCGCAAGAUCGGCUCCGGUUCCUUUGGCGACAUCUACCUCGGAACAAACAUCAUUUCUGGAGAGGAGAUUGCCAUCAAGCUUGAGUCUGUCAAGGCCAAGCACCCCCAGCUUGAAUAUGAGGCCCGCGUCUACAAGUCACUCGCCGGUGGCGUUGGCAUUCCCUUUGUCCGCUGGUUUGGUACCGAGUGUGACUACAACGCCAUGGUUCUCGAUCUUCUUGGCCCCAGCUUGGAAGAUCUCUUCAACUUCUGCAACCGCAAAUUCUCCCUAAAGACCGUCCUUCUCCUUGCUGAUCAGCUCAUUUCUCGUAUUGAGUACAUUCACGCCAAAUCCUUCAUUCACCGAGAUAUCAAGCCCGACAACUUCCUCAUGGGCAUCGGCAAGCGCGGAAACCAGGUCAAUGUUAUCGAUUUUGGUCUUGCCAAGAAGUACCGUGAUCCCAAGACCCACUUCCACAUCCCCUACAGAGAGAACAAGAACUUGACUGGCACUGCUCGCUAUGCCUCCAUCAACACCCAUCUUGGUGUCGAGCAGUCUCGCCGUGACGACAUGGAGUCGCUGGGCUACGUUAUGCUCUACUUCUGCCGCGGCUCUCUUCCUUGGCAGGGCCUUAAGGCUGCCACUAAGAAGCAGAAGUACGAUCGUAUUAUGGAGAAGAAGAUGACUACCCCUACCGAGGUCCUUUGCCGCGGAUUCCCCAACGAGUUCGCCAUCUAUCUCAACUACACUCGAUCUCUGCGCUUCGACGACAAGCCCGACUACAGCUAUCUCCGCAAGAUCUUCCGUGAUCUCUUUGUCCGCGAGGGCUUCCAAUAUGAUUACGUCUUUGACUGGACUGUUUACAAGUACCAGAAGAAUGCUCAGGCUAUUGCUCAGGCUGCUGGCCAGGCCAACCCUGAGGAUGAUGAAAAGGCUCGUGCUUCCCGCAUGAACCCUGCUGUUGCCGGACCUUCUGCUACCGCCAAGCCUGGCGCCGUCCCUAGCUCUCGACGCAAGAUGCUUGAGCGGGGUUCUGGCGCUGGCGUUGAUACUCCUGAUACUAGCCGAGCUAUCGGUGGAAGCGAUAGGAUGUGA